AUGAGGGCCGGCUCCCUCGUGUUUGCCGCCUGUGUCGUGCUCGCGGCGGGGAUUUCGGCCGCUCCCACCGGCUUGCCGAGCACCGCCGCAGGUGUGGACUCGCUCGUCGCCGAGCCCGUCGCUCGGCAAAUCCAGCAGCACAGCGACCCCGCCGACUCGACAGCGCCGACGCCCACGACAGCAGCAGAGUCCAAUCCCAGCGACUCGACGGCCGCCGACGCGACGGACACCACAGACCCCACCGACGCUUCCACACCCUUCCCCAGCAGCACCAAGAAGCCUCCCGAGCCACAGCACCAGCGCGUGAUAUCGUACGGCAUGGCGAUCCUGGCCCUCGGCGCCGUCAUCCUCUUCUACAGCGCCAUCUGGCUCACGGCGUGGCGCAGCAAGGUGGUGCGCGCGCGCCGGAGGGGGCAAAAGCCCGAGCGGCUGCGCGAUUGGGUGCGCCGAGAGAUGUGUAUCGGCGGCGAGGGGUGCAUUAUCGGACCUCCGCGGAGACAGGCGCCAGACGAGCACGACUACGAGCUGCUGGGCAGAGAGCAGGUGGCGCCGCCGAGGGCACCGAAGGACUUGGGAUUGUGAUGCGGCGUUGUUUGGUGACACUCGUCACUUUGAACCAUCAAUCAGACAAGGGCCGAUCUACGACUCUUCGACGGGGAGGCUCGCGCUCUACAGCCAGGCGUGAGGCGCUCGCGUACGCGAGGUUGUGGUGCUCGCCUGGGCGCGGAAUGACGCCUGCUCGUGCCCGAUCCCUGCUCCGACGGAGUGUCGUGAGGUGCCGUCAACCCAUCGCCCACCUCGUGACGAUGGAUCCACUCCCACGACUCGGCCCAUAAGAGGGAUGUCCGCUUGCCCUUGCGAUCAGUCGACAUACCUUGUCGGCAGCAUCGACUACAAGGGCGCAUCUGUGGGUACAAACCCUGUGCGCCGUACGCCGCACGCCGUCCGGCGUCGCCAUGGACCCGCCACGUUAUACACGGGUUUUUAUACAUCACGAUGCAAUCUCUUGCUUGCCAUGUACCCCGCGCCUCUUAGUCACCGCUCGCACGUCCUCGCCGCCCUCUGCCAAUUGGUUCUGUGCAACUAGGGUGG
Vanrija pseudolonga is the source of this 1092-nucleotide messenger RNA. RefSeq lists its product as uncharacterized. The transcript is spliced from 3 exons. NCBI's taxonomy places the organism in Eukaryota, Fungi, Basidiomycota, Tremellomycetes, Trichosporonales, Trichosporonaceae. The record is from RefSeq and is a predicted model, not a curated record. The coding region runs from base 1 to 582 and encodes 193 amino acids.